UAGACGAGUGGUGUAAAAAAAGUCGAGUUCAGUCGAGUCGAGUUCGAUACAUGCAGACACAAAGAGCGUCCACAGCAAGACGAACGAAGAGAUCGAGUCUCUGUUGAUCGCUUCCCCAAUCAUCAGCUAAUAGACAGUUCAGGGAUCUUGCCUGUCGAAGAUUGCAGCACCAUGAAGCUUGGGUUGGGUUGUUCAGGGCCUCUCAGCCUGUUACUGCUGACCCUCGCUGUCGUGGCCUCUGCCACCAGUGCUGGCUACCUUCCAGGCGUCAAUAUACACUCAUUCGAGAAGGCGAUGAUGUCAGAUUGAAGGUGAACUCUAUCACAUCCACCAGCACCCAGAUGCCCCUAGACUAUUACAGUUUCAACUUUUGUCAACCGAGUGAUGGACCUCGGAUGGACAAUAUGAAUCUGGGAGAGUUCUUGUCUGGAAAUCGCAUCCAAAACACACCCUACGUCAUCCAAAUGAAAAAGGACUUGUACUGUGAGCAAGUCUGUGUGACGAAUCUAGGCCUGAGGGAACAGCCAUUCUUGAACUCCAACAGGUUUGUCAAGGCCAUCCAUGCCAACUACCACCACAACUGGAUUGUAGACAAUUUACCGGCGGCCUCCAAGAUAGAAACAGAUCAAUUGAUCACCACCCACUUUUGGCAGGGGUUUCCUGUUGGGUUCAUUGCAGAUGACAACAAGAAGGCAUACAUACACAACCAUGUCAACAUUGAAUUGUUUUACCACCCCAUCAAAGACGCAUCAAUAGGUCCUGCGUACCGGGUUGUCAAGUUCAUAGUGGAGCCAUUUUCCGUCAAGCACGGUUUCGAUGUCAGCCAGGAGCUGGAGGAAGAUGGUUACCUUGAUACCUAUUUGCCAAGAGUGGCCAAUAUCAAGAACCCAAUUGCCUCUUGCAAUCCCAACACACCAUACACUCAAAGGCCUCACACAAACUAUGACAUGGUGGUGGAAGGAGGCAGAGAAGCACAGCCAGCUUCAGGAAAAGUCUUGUUCACGUAUGAUGUCAUUUGGACUGAAGACUACAACACGGAAUGGUCCAAUCGCUGGGAUGUCUAUCUCAGCAUGAAUGGUGCCGUACCUGAAAAAGUCCACACUGUCUCUAUUUUCAAUUCUCUUGUAUUUAUCUGUGCGCUCGUGGCUGUCUUUGUCUGUUGCGUCGUCAAAAAGCUCAAGGCCGAAAUUGCAAGAUACAGUGAUCAGCCGUCCCAAGAUGAAGAAGUCCAAAACACAUCCAGUCUCCUCCCCAGCAGCACUGGACAGGACGGGUGGAUCCGGGUCUACAAGGAUGUAUUUCGUCCUCCGACAUCACAACCCAGGCUGUUUGCUUUGGCAUGCGGUACGGGUGCCCAGAUCCUUGUCACUCUCCUCCUCAUUAUUAUUCUGGGAUGGCUGGGAUAUGUGAACCCAGCCAGGCGUGGCAGUCUAUACACAGCGGCACCAAUGUUCUUUUGUCUCAUGGGAAUCGUCAAUGGCUACGUGACAGCACGGUUCUACAAGACAUUCUUUGGCCAAUCCUGUGUCCAAACAAUCCGAUUUGCUGCCAUUUGGUUUCCAGCCAUCAAUAUGGCUGUCUUUUUGUUUCUGCAGCUCAUCUUUUGGAGCCACUCCAGUACUGCUGCGGUCCCCUUUGCCACUCUCAUGGUCCUUUUCAUCCUGGUGCUCUGUAUCCAGACUCCCCUUGUACUCUUGGGUGGUUACUUUGGGUAUCGGAAGGACCCCAUGGUGUGCAUGGCCUCCAGCAGUGACUGCCUCCCCAGUCCUGUUCCACCGCAACCAUGGUAUGUGGCAGCCCCCACCACUUUGAUUGUUUGUGGAAUCUUCCCAUUUGGAGCCUGCUUUGUGGAAACAUACUACAUCAUGGCCAGCUUUUGGUUGGAGUACUACUACUACGAAUUCUUCUUCCUCCUUGUGGUAUUUUUCCUUCUCAUUGUUACCACAGCACAAACGACAGUUCUGGCAAGCUACUUGCAAUUGAGAAAUGGAAAUCAUGAGUGGUGGUGGAGAGCCUUUGGCAAUGGGGGUGGUAUGGUUGGUUGGUUAUUUGCCUAUUCCUGCGUGUACAAUCAGCAGCUGAAUGCUCACUACCUGAGUACCCACAUCAUCUACUUUUUGACAAUGGCGAUGGUGUGCUUCGGGUUGUUUUGCAUGUUGGGGUUUGUCGGUGUGAUGGCUUCCCUUUGGUUUCACAAAAUGGUCUUUUCCGCGGCAAGGAUCAAGCUGGGCUAUGAAUUGCUUUCAGAGGAGGACAGAAUCGAUGAAUUGCAGAUGCAAGAUGUGACUGAUUCCAACGAGAACGGUGGACCGGCAGCAGAGGCAGCCGAGACAGGCGAGACAGUUAAGGAAGGAAAGACAAGGGAGGAAGGAAAUCCAACUGACGAAUAAGGUAAAGGAGAAACGACUUUCGUUCAGAUGUUUACAUGUUCAAACGAGGUCCAGUGGUUUACAUGCAUGUUUAAUGGUCGAAGAGGUUACUAUGGGCUAGAAGACUGUGCUUGAACGAUAGCAUAAUGACAAAUAUUUAAAGAAUUGGAAGACCAGAUCGUAGC
This is a messenger RNA of Seminavis robusta, 2554 nucleotides long. The record is from the annotation of a GenBank genome assembly. NCBI's taxonomy places the organism in Eukaryota, Bacillariophyta, Bacillariophyceae, Naviculales, Naviculaceae.